Ostrinia furnacalis (Asian corn borer) is the source of this 552-nucleotide messenger RNA. RefSeq lists its product as uncharacterized. The record is from RefSeq and is a predicted model, not a curated record. NCBI's taxonomy places the organism in Eukaryota, Metazoa, Arthropoda, Insecta, Lepidoptera, Crambidae. Bases 1 to 552 code for a protein of 183 amino acids. The transcript has 4 exons.
AUGGCAAAAGUGGCGUGUCGUUUGGCAGAAAUACCAGCUUUAAAAGACCUUUCAAGUCACCUGAGCAGUAUAUCCAAGGAACCGCAGGAAGACGAGCUCAAGGCAAAGGUUGACGCGCACUGGGCGCAUAUAUCGACUCAAAUUAGCAGGCUCAAGGCGUUACGAGAAAACCUAUCAUCCUCACCGCCUACCCUGCCUCAAGAAUUGCAGAAGACAGAAAAAGUGGAACGUCCUCAAGCGUUCGACCUCUUUAGCCCCAUACCAGUUGUGGAGGAAAAGCAGUCAAAAGUCACCGAGAACAUGAAAAAUCAGCCCCGAGUGUUGAGUCUGGAUUCUGGAAACUUCUCCGUGGCUUCCAAACAGACGGAUCUGCUGACGGUGUCUGGGGAUGCUUUAAAGCCUGUGGUGGUGCAUAAUACGUGUGACACUAUAUCUACUGUGUCUAUGAAUGAUAUUACGCAUUGGUACAAUGUCGCCUCUUACGACAUCACGAAAAGUAUGGGUCCUAUCCUUAUUUGCCGAAAAUGUAACGGCUACUAUAUCUCACUAUGA